Meloidogyne enterolobii is the source of this 467-nucleotide messenger RNA. NCBI's taxonomy places the organism in Eukaryota, Metazoa, Nematoda, Chromadorea, Rhabditida, Meloidogynidae. The record is from the annotation of a GenBank genome assembly.
GGAUGUCAGAAAAUGGUAACAAAAAAUCAAACAAAACAAAAUCACAAAAUCAUACAUCAAAACAACGCCAAUUACAAACACAACAUGAAAAUACUGUUUGGUCAAUAGAGGAUGUUGUUGAUGGUCCAAAAAUAGAAAUGGUUGGAGGCAAAAAAAGAAAAAUGUAUAAAGUUCGAUGGAGCGAAAGUUAUGAACUUGCAAGCAACAUUCCUGAUGAGAUGAUCGAUUUAUAUGAAAAACGUGGCAAGAAGCAAAUCAAAAUUUUGGGACCGCUUGUCAGUAAUAAAGAAACAGCUUCUGGGGAAAAACAAGAAACUAGCCCUAACAGUCAACUCGCUUUACAAAAGACUAGAUUUGCUGUUGAAAUAGGGGAUGAUGUUCAAUUUAUGAGUUAUAAACAAGUGAAGACCCUUUAUAAAGAAGAACUGCUUGAAUAUUUUGAGGAACGAGCUAAAAUUGAGGAAUAA